Cinclus cinclus is the source of this 2085-nucleotide messenger RNA. It is a transcript of the gene FOXRED2, whose product is annotated as FAD dependent oxidoreductase domain containing 2. The coding region runs from base 43 to 2085 and encodes 680 amino acids. The record is from RefSeq and is a predicted model, not a curated record. The transcript is spliced from 8 exons. NCBI's taxonomy places the organism in Eukaryota, Metazoa, Chordata, Aves, Passeriformes, Cinclidae. Gene Ontology annotation, molecular function: flavin adenine dinucleotide binding; monooxygenase activity.
CCUCCUCUUCUUCCCUUCAGGGCCGGCUGUGUCAGCCCCGCCAUGGCCCCGGCGGUCUGUGGGACACUCCUGGGGCUGGCCCUGUGCGCCGUCAGUGGUGCCACGUUCCUCUACCACGACUAUUGUGUCAUCGGGGCCGGCCCCGCGGGUUUGCAGAUGGCUUAUUUCCUCCAGCAAGCCGGCCGGGACUACAUCGUCUUCGAGCGGAGCCAUGCUCCCGGCAGUUUCUUCGCACUCUACCCUCGGCACCGCAAACUCAUCAGCAUCAACAAGCAGUACACAGGCAAGUUCAACAGCGAGUUCAACCUGCGUCACGACUGGAAUUCGCUCCUCAGCCACGACCGGCGGCUGCUUUUCCGACGCUACUCUCGCGACUUCUUCCCCAACGCUGACGCGAUGGUGCGCUACCUGGAGGACUUUGCUUCCCUGCUGAAGCUGCAGGUUCAGUACAACACAGCCAUCAUCCAUGUGACAUUGGAGAAGAAUGAUCAGGUCUGGAACGGCCAUUACUUUCUCCUGACCGACCAGGACAGGAAGAACUACAAGUGCAGCUGUUUGUUGGUUGCUGCUGGGACGUGGGUUCCCAAUGUGGUAAAUUUUCCUGGCUCAGAGUAUGUUGAGGGCUACGAGACUGUGUCCAUCAAUCCGGAGGACUUUGCUGGCCAAACCGUGUUGAUCUUGGGCCGAGGGAACUCGGCCUUUGAGACAGCAGAGAACAUCCUGGGCGUCACAAAUUUCAUCCACAUGGUGAGCCGGUCCCGCGUGCGCCUCUCGUGGGCCACCCACUAUGUCGGGGAUCUGAGAGCAAUUAACAACGGCUUGCUGGACACCUACCAGCUGAAAUCUCUGGAUGGACUUCUGGAAGGCGACCUAGAAGAUCUGGCCAUCAUUAAGGACAAAAAGGGAAAGCUGCACAUCACAUUGCGGUUCUACUUGGAGAACAGGAACAUCAGCACGGGCAUCGACUCCAUCACCCUCCCUCAGGAUGAACUGGACAAUUUUGCCACCCGCGCACCUUACGACCGUGUCAUCCGCUGCCUGGGCUGGAAGUUUGACUUCUCUAUCUAUAAUAGAUCCCUGAGAAUGAUGCCAGGAAAAGGGAAUAUUAAGAAGUAUCCUCAAAUCAAACCCAGCUACGAGUCUAGAGGCACUCAGGGGCUCUUUGUUCUUGGCACUGCUAGCCAUUCAGUUGACUUCAGGAAAUCUGCUGGGGGCUUCAUCCAUGGAUUCCGGUAUACAACUCGGGCAGUCCAUCGCCUAUUGGAAAACCGUCACCAUGGUGUCCCCUGGCCAUCCACAGUCUACCCUAUUACACAGCUGACCAAUUCCAUCAUCAAGAGGGUGAACGAGGCCUCAGGCCUCUACCAGAUGUUCAGUGUCCUGGCUGACAUCAUACUGCUGAGAGAGAAUGCCACAGCAUUUGAGUACCUUGAAGAGUACCCUAUUGGAGUCCUGGCCGAGCUGGAAAUGCAGACAGGAAGAAAGGCUCACAGUGGGCUCUUCGUCAUCAUCAUGGAAUAUGGAAGGAAUUUUUCUGGGGCUGACAAGGAUGUCUUCUACUACAACCGUGCUGUAGGAGAGGCACAGCAUGCCUGGCAGUCCAACUUUUUACAUCCUGUUAUUUACUAUUACAAACGCCUCCCAACAGAGAGUGAGAUGAGAAUCCGUCCCCCAGACUGGCCUCUGCCCCGGCCAGAUGCCAUCCAUCACAUCGUGGAGGACUUUCUGACAGACUGGACAGCCCCAAACGCUCACAUCCUGCCGCUGAGGCGGUUUUUGGAGAACUGCCUCAGCACCGACCUGCGCAAUUUCUUUGCAGAGUCCUGUUUCCUGUUUGCCUUCACCCAUCAGAAGCUGCCUCCCUCCUGCCAGCAGGGUUACGUGAGAAUGCAGGGACUGGUGGGGAGCCAGGAGCUCCGGCACCACGCGGUACAGGCUGGGCUGCUCCAGGAUUACCCUCACACAGAUUUUUUGGAUGACAGACCCUCUGACAGCCAUGAUGGGUCACAGGAGCAGCUGAUGAGAGAUCAUGGGAUACCAAUUCGUCCUCCGCAGCAUCUUGUCAAUGCCAAGGAUGAGCUUUAA